UGAGAUGCACAGCACCUUGGGGCUCUCCAGGGAAUCCUCCUGCUCUGGUUGUGACCAUGGGAAAGAGAGUGGCGGUUGUGCUGGCCGGCUGUGGGGUGUAUGACGGGAGCGAGAUCCACGAGUCUUCUGCCGUGCUGGUGCACCUCAGCAGGGAGGGGGCACAGGCAGAGGUUUAUGCUCCUGAUGUUGACCAGAUGCAUGUGGUGGACCAUGUGAAAGGACAGCCAACUCAGGAGAAGCGCAACGUGCUAGUUGAAAGUGCCAGGAUAGCCAGAGGCAACAUCAAGGAUCUAGCUAAGCUGGAUGUCAAGGGGCUGGAUGCCCUAAUCAUACCAGGUGGCUUUGGAGUGGCUAAAAACCUGAGUACUUGGGCUACCCAAGGCAAGAACUGCAUCAUCUCCAAAGAGGUGGAGGAGGUCCUGAGGGCAUUCCACGCUGCCAAAAAGCCCAUUGGCCUGUGCUGCAUUUCCCCAGUGCUGGCAGCCAAAAUCUUCCCAGGCUGUGAACUGACCGUGGGUCAUGACACAGAGUGUGAGAAAUGGCCUUACGCAAAGACUGCUGAGACCAUGAAGGAACUUGGUUGCAAGCAUGUGAACAAACACGUCACUGAAAUUCACGUGGAUGUGAAGAACAAGCUGGUGACCACCAGUGCUUUCAUGUGCAAUGCCCCCAUUCAUGAGAUCUACGAUGGCAUUGGAAAAAUGGUCAAAGAAGUGGUUAGACUCGCCUGAAUGCCACAGAACCACAGAAUCCAUCUCCUCUGGAGUGCAGGCACUGAGCCUUGGAUAUGUUCUUCCCCUUCAUACACCCACUUGUCAACAGGCAAGCUGCUACUCAAACGGAGUUCUGCCCCCCCACCAGACCACUGUGGCUGCUGAGGAGGGAGAACUCCGGAGCAAUGUAAGCAUUGUCGUGUUCUGCCGAGGACACGCCACUUACUGCCAGCAAACUGUCAGUAAUUGGAGUGUGGGCACGCACCGAGCUGGCGCGCAGAAGCCAGGUUUCCACGGGGCUCAGAUGCAGCCGAUGUCUUUAGUUCUGAGUGGCUGAGGAGUCGCCUGGGCCCUGUCAGCCAUGAUACCAUGGGUCAAUGGUCCCUUUCUGAGAUUCCUUACACAUCCGUCUUUGCCAGUACUCAAAGCUCCCCACAAACCUCCACCUCACAGAACAGAUGAAUUAGUGGCAAAAGGAAAGAACACGAUUUUGUUGCUGAAUAAAACCUAACACUUUUCACAUGGGCUGAAUUUUGCUUUCAUUUUUGCCUUUUAAUCUGGAUUAGGACAUGCUCGUAGUGCUAUGGGUUGGUCAGUGAUUGGAGAAAACAAUACAGGAAGAAGUCACCAGCAGCAAAUCCCACUGGUUUUUCUAGGAUUUGUCAAAACCCAGAUGUGGGCAUGAAUAUGACAUCA
This is a messenger RNA of Falco peregrinus (peregrine falcon), 1409 nucleotides long. Its product is annotated as glutamine amidotransferase-like class 1 domain-containing protein 3, mitochondrial. The transcript has 4 exons. NCBI's taxonomy places the organism in Eukaryota, Metazoa, Chordata, Aves, Falconiformes, Falconidae. Bases 57 to 731 code for a protein of 224 amino acids. The record is from RefSeq and is a predicted model, not a curated record.